GUGAGCAAAGCCUCACGGCUCUGGCUAGUGCGCAGUGCUCUAAAAUUCGCAGACAAGCCCUUUCACAACUUGCUCACAUUCUGCCGGAACGUACGACCAAUGGCGGCCAGGCCGGCAGCUGCAGUCAGUCAGGCUGAAGUCAUCGACCUCUUGAGCGACGAAGAUGACAUCCAAGUCGGAGCAGGUGCUCCUGACCAUGAUCUCCAUGUGGCAGACCGCGUGCCGCUUGUGCUUGACGAGAACGGCAAUCUCUUGCCCGCAAAUGAGCUGCCAUUCGAUUUCUUCGACGCCAUCGUUCAUCCGGGACAGGCGCCCCUGCUUCCCGACAACCCACCAGUGCGCGGACAGCUUAUGGUCAUCAACGGCGAAGAAGUCUUCAUACCGGACGAGGAAGCACCGCGGCCGUACACAGCGCCUCCCGCUGCUCCUCCCAAGGAUGCGCCAUUCACUGUAGACACAUGCCUGCAGCGCGUGCUCGAGAUCUUCCCAGACAUUAGCCAUGACUACGUGCACGAGCUUUACAAUGAGUUCGACGCUAGUGACGAGUAUGAAGUCCUGCCCGGUUCAGCACGGCUCGAUAACAUCAUUGAGAACUUGUUGUCCAACCUUGACUAUCCACGGUAUGCGAAAGGCAAACAAGCGGUGCGGAAGCGGAAGCGGGGAGACAGUAUUGAUGAGACUAAUGCGAACCGCUGGACCGUCGAGAGUCGUGAACUUGCACCCUCAUUUCUGAAAGGAUCGAUACAAGCUAUGCUAAAAGCUGAGUAUCCUGACAUACCCGUGAGGUUCAUCAACGAUACGCUCGCUAGAGACAAGCACUUCUACCAAGCAUACAUCACCCUCGCCAUUUCUCGAGACUCUAACGAUCCUGCUCGGCCGACUUUUAGUAGGGGUCGUCCGCCAAAGAACCACGAGCUCGCAAGCGCCGACGUUAUCGCAGCAAAUUGCGGCUGGCCUACCUUGACAGAAGAGCUUGUUGCUGCACGUAAGCGUGCCGCAGUAUUGCGCGCCGAGCGUGCUGCGGAAGACGCGAUGAAGACAUCCGAGCAAGAAAACCUGCGCCACGCUAUGGAGCAAGGCGAAACGGCGGAGUGCCAAGCCUGCUUUGAGGAGUUACCAAUGAACCGCCAAAUCCACUGUGACGGAGCAGUAGCGCAUUUCACGUGCUAUGAGUGCCUGGAGACGUACAUCAAGACCGAAAUUGGUGACGCGCGGUGCAAUGUUUUGUGCACCGCUGGCUGCGGUUCUGGAUUCGCACCGGGCCAGCUGAACCAACUUGGCAACCCGCAACUGCUUAAGAAAUUGGCAGACCUCGAGCAAGAGAAAGCCAUCCGUGACGCCGGCCUCGAUGAUCUGGAGGAGUGCCCGUUCUGUGACUUCAAGGCCAUCAUGCCUCCAAUCGACGAAGACUUCGAGUUCCGCUGCGCCAAUCCGGAGUGCGAAAAGGUCAGCUGUCGUCGCUGCAAGAGUAUUUCACAUAUUCCUGCAUCGUGCGAGCAGCAUGCCAAAGACAACAAGCUCAGCAGCAGACACAAGAUUGAAGAAGCCAUGACCGCCGCCCUUGUCCGCUCCUGCAAUAAGUGUAAGAAGCAGUUCAUCAAGGAGUACGGCUGCAACAAGAUGACUUGUCCCUCGUGCAUGAACAUACAAUGCUAUGUCUGCUCAGAGACAGUGCAGAACUACGACCAUUUUGAUCAACAGCAUAAUCCACUCGUCGAUCGGCCCGCACCAGAGCGGUGUCCGCUUUACGACAAUGUGGAAGAGCGUCACGAGCGCGAGGUGAGGGAAGCGGAAGAGGCGGCUCGCAAGGCGUUGCUUGAAGCAAACCCGAAUCUUACUGAGCAAGAUGUCGAGAUCAAUGUCUCGGAUGCCGUAAAGCAAGCGACUGCCGACCGCGUUCGUCGCGGUGCUGCUGCCGGUGGGUACGGUAUGAACAUGCUUUAUCCCGCCAAUAACAUCCUUGGAGGAGCCCAGCUCUUUGAUGGUGUUGCUGACGACGUUCGCAUCCCAAACGAAGGUCUUCUAAACCUCGCAGCAAGGCGGAGACAGGACGCAUUACGUGCGAAUCUGCUCCACCGUGCCGCUGAAAGAAGGGCAAGACAGGUUGCGAACGCGCGUAACCAUCCGUUCAAUCUCGCUCCCGCAUUGGUUCGCGAUGAGGCUGUCCAGCCAGCCGCAGCGCAGCACGUUCACCAAUACCACCCCCCCGGGCGCCCUAUACCGGGCGGUCUGGCAGGCUACAUGGCCGCAUUUGGCUUGCGUGGUGGACCGCCGCCGCUGCCAGAGCUACAGCUGCCUGUCGAAUGGGUCAAUGAAGACAUGCCACAGGCAGCGCCAGCAGCACCUCUAGGGCCUGCCGGUCUGCGCAUCCCUCACGCCAGAGCGAGACACAAUGUAGUGCCACCCGCGCCUGCACCCGCAACCCCACCUGCGCCCCCACCUGCACCUGCGCCUACACCCGGGCCUGCACCUGACGUACUAGGCUAUUUCGAACACCCUUUCGAUCCGAUUGCCAACGGCGGCAUCGAUCCACUUCAGCGGCCCGCUAACAACCAGCGAGAGUCCUACGUCCGUCAGCACAUGCAACGACCCAACCCACACGCCGCCGAAGCUGGAGCAGAACGGCAUGGCACGGUCGAUCUUCCGGACGUACGGCAACAGCGCGAGAACUUCGAGCACCUCGAAGCUCUGCGUACCCUGCACAACCGCUUGCUGCGGGAACGGCAGAUGGGUAUGGGGCUGCAUACGGAGGUGAUACGCGAUGCUACUCGAGCUUCGCGAGCUGAGCAGGUGGAAGCACACCGGCUAGAGAUACUGCGACGUCGCCAAGCGGCGGCGGACCGUGCCACAGCAGAUGCACUUCAUCGGCAGUCUCAUGUCGCUCGCGGUGCAUUUCAUGGACCAUGAAUUAUUCAUACGAGCUGCCGAUCGUGCCUGGUGCGGAAGCGAAACCAGGAACACUGCUUCUGUUUUUGCGGCUGCAUUUCACAUAGCUCAUGCUUAUGCUUUUAACUUACAGAAUCGUCGUGGGAACU
Molecule: messenger RNA, 3035 nt
Organism: Baudoinia panamericana UAMH 10762
Lineage: Eukaryota; Fungi; Ascomycota; Dothideomycetes; Mycosphaerellales; Teratosphaeriaceae
Exons: 2
Coding region: 100-2907 (935 amino acids)
Source: RefSeq, a predicted model, not a curated record